Messenger RNA from Vigna angularis (adzuki bean), 1550 nucleotides. RefSeq names its product transcription factor SPEECHLESS. Gene Ontology annotation, biological process: guard cell differentiation; stomatal complex development; positive regulation of DNA-templated transcription. The record is from RefSeq and is a predicted model, not a curated record. Lineage: Eukaryota; Viridiplantae; Streptophyta; Magnoliopsida; Fabales; Fabaceae. Gene Ontology annotation, cellular component: nucleus. The coding region runs from base 339 to 1292 and encodes 317 amino acids. Gene Ontology annotation, molecular function: DNA-binding transcription factor activity; protein dimerization activity. The transcript is spliced from 3 exons.
UUUAUCCUAACGUCUCUGAAUAUUAAUUGUAAUUUUAAGAUUUGGUCUGGUACUGCUUUUCUGCUCUGCCUGCUGCCAUAAGAUUCAGUGCACCACAACACUGCCUUGAGAUCCUAUCUCUCACCGUUUACAAAACCACAUAUUCAUUCAGUAGUACUGCUACAGUAGUAGUUGACACCUUCAUCGUGAGAGUUUAGUCUCUUUCACAUCACCACCAGGUACCUCUCUUUUUGCCAUAACUCCUUUCCACCUUUUUCUUAAUCAAAAAGUUCAGAAAUUUCUCUUCCCCCACUCAUUCCAUUUUCUGAUAUUUUAUAAUCCUUUUGGAGUUAGGAGAAAUGGAACCCCAGAAAACUCCAUCAAUAGAUGACAGCUUAUUUGAUAUUUUCAAAGAUACGGAGUUUGGGGACCUCCUUUCCAUCUUGGAGAGCCUACAGGACUCGAAAGAUUUUGCCCCCAUCAACGAUAGUGCUGUUAUUAUCAACCCAACUUCGAAAGAAAACGAGCAAAUCGAGUCCCGAAAGGUCUCAAUAUCUUCAAGUGUUCCACAAGAUUCUGAAACGGAGCUUGAAAGCAAGACAAAAAAGCUUAGCCCCACCUUGGCAGAGGAACCACAGAAGGUGUCUCAUAUAACAGUGGAGCGCAACCGAAGAAAACAAAUGAAUUACAACUUGUCCGUAUUGAGAUCACUUUUGCCUUCCUUCUAUGCCAAACGGGGAGACCAAGCAUCAAUAAUUGAAGGUGUGGUUGAUUACAUCAACGAGUUGCAACAGCUGCUACAGUGCCUAGAGGCCAAAAAACAAAGAAAAGUUUACAGUGAUGUACUAAGCCCUAGGCUACUUUCAAGCACAAGGCCUUCACCACUAAGCCCUAGAAAACCACCCUUGAGCCCUAGAAUAAACCUACCCAUUAGCCCAAGGACUCCACAGCCUGGCAGCCCUUACAAACCAAGUUACCUUUCUCCAACUAUACCCAACUCUCCUACUUCUUCGGCUUCUUCUUCAAUCAACGAUAAUAUCAAAGAGCUUGUUGCCAAUUCCAAGUCUGUUAUCGCCGAUGUUGAGGUCAAGUUUUCAGGUCCACAUCUUCUUCUCAAGACAGUUUCACCACCAAUUCCUGGACAGGCUCUCAGAAUAAUAUCAGCCCUUGAAGACCUAGCACUUGAAAUCCUCCAUGUCAACAUCAACAUUGCUGAUGAAACCAUGCUCAACUCUUUCACUAUUAAGAUUGGAAUUGAAUGCCAACUCAGUGCCGAAGAACUCGCUCAACAAAUCCAGCAAACAUUCUACUAAAGAUGGCUUCCACACUCCAGAAAGAGCAUCUGACCUCACCCUUCCCCUUUUUAGUGUGUUGUUUGUACGUACGUAGCUGCAAUAUAGUAGACAACAUGGGGAACAUCCAUUUAAUUAGUCUCUAUCAUUUUAGUUCGUUUUCUUUCUUUUCAUUAACUAAUUACACUUAAUUUUAAUUACUUUAAUUGCUUAUUUGUGUCUUGUAUGUUACCCUACUGUGUAAUCAAGCACUGUGCCAAGCUUUCAUUUCUCUCUGAA